Messenger RNA from Purpureocillium takamizusanense, 408 nucleotides. RefSeq lists its product as uncharacterized. Bases 1 to 408 code for a protein of 135 amino acids. Lineage: Eukaryota; Fungi; Ascomycota; Sordariomycetes; Hypocreales; Ophiocordycipitaceae. The transcript has a single exon. The record is from RefSeq and is a predicted model, not a curated record.
AUGCAACGCCUCACCGUCUCCCCCGCCGCAGCGCGGGCCCUCCUGCGCCGCCGCCAGUGCGCCGCCGCCGCGCGCGCCUCCAUGGCCAUGGCCGCAGCGCGCGUGUCGGCGUUUUCCACCCAGCAGCGGCGACUGCUCGAUGCGCAAAAGAGCAAUAGCAGCAGCAACAACAACCACACCGCGACCGGCGGCAGCGGCAGCGGCAGCGGCGCAAAAAAGCCCGCCGAGGACAACCCCUUCGAGACCAACUUUGCGGGCCUGGGGCUCAGCAAGAACAUGAAGGUGUUCCUCAUCGUCGUCGUGUCCAUCUUUGGCACCAUGGAGACGUGGAUGUACUGCAAGGCCAUCUGGCGGUGGUGGAAGGGCGGCGACGACAAGGGCGCCGCGGCCGCGCUGCAGCAGGAGUGA